AUCCAUUGGGUAAGCUGGAUUUGCAAGAAGUCACAUAAAGUUGAUACUUUUGCCAUUUUCUCUAAUCGUUUGUGAGUAGUUGUUACUCGUACGUUGUCAUUAAUACACCGAUGUUGGCCAUAAAACUGGGAACCAAAUAUCAACAGCGUAUCAAUUCUGUUAAUCAGAAAUUCUCAAUCUUAUCUUCCUCAUGGAUUCCAACAACUUCUCAAGAUCACAAAAACUACUAGACAUAUCCCAGAGACUCCGUCAAUCAAACUAUCUAACCCCACAUUCAAAUGAUCAACUUUACCAAUCUGAAACCCACAAAAAACCCAACAGAUCUGCAGUUCUUAUUUGUCUUUUCAACGAAGGAGAUGAAAUUUAUGUUAUUCUAACCAAAAGAUCAUCCAAACUGUCGUCAUACUCUGGACACGUUUCGUUGCCCGGAGGUAGGACGGAUGAAGGGGAUGCGGAUGAUAUUCGGACCGCGUUGAGGGAGGCGGAGGAGGAGAUUGGUUUGGAUCCUGCUCUUGUGGAUGUUGUGACAGUUCUUGAACCAUUUGUAACCAAGGAGAAUGUUACUGUAGUUCCAGUGCUUGGUAUACUAUGGAAUAAGCAAGCAUUUAAUCCUGUUCUAAAUGCUGACGAAGUAGAGUCCAUAUUCUAUGCUCCUCUUGAAAUGUUUCUCAAGGACGAAAACAGACGACAUGAGGAUAGAGAAUUUCAAGGCGACAAAUACGUGCUUCAUUACUUUGAUUUCAAAGCAAAUAACAUGGUGUAUGUGAUAUGGGCUCUAACUGCCGGGAUCUUGAUCUCAACGGCGUCACUAGUUUACCAGCGCCCACCGGAGUUUGAACCAAGAAUGCCUAAAUUCUGGAAGAAAAACUACAGCAGAUUCUAAAUGUUCCUAAAAUUAUAAUAUCAAUCAAAUAUGCCACUUGUUCAAUGUAAGCAUUCACUGCCAAUGUGUAUUGUAUACGAUGUAACAGUAAGUUUAUGUAAUCAUGUGCCUUUUUUAAAGGGUAUCGUAAUUACACAUAAAUGGGUUGGGUGCGAUACA
This is a messenger RNA of Helianthus annuus (common sunflower), 1042 nucleotides long. RefSeq names its product nudix hydrolase 15, mitochondrial. Gene Ontology annotation, molecular function: acetyl-CoA hydrolase activity; coenzyme A diphosphatase activity. Bases 191 to 883 code for a protein of 230 amino acids. The record is from RefSeq and is a predicted model, not a curated record. NCBI's taxonomy places the organism in Eukaryota, Viridiplantae, Streptophyta, Magnoliopsida, Asterales, Asteraceae. The transcript is spliced from 4 exons. Gene Ontology annotation, biological process: coenzyme A catabolic process.